CCUCGAGCUCCAGCAGGCAAGUGACCAGACAGAAGGCGUUUUUGCACGCGCUGCGCGGAGACUGGCGCUGUACGAGAGUGGAGUAAUUCGGUUCAUAAUUUGUGUUGUACACGGGAGCCACUGCGACUGAAGAUCGAUGGACAAAGGAACUUCAAAUUCCACGUCGUUUCCCCCUCAAGUGGCGCUGGUACGGAAUACGGAACGGAAGAUAUCGCAACUUAAACAGAGAACGGUCGGGAGGAAUCUCGCUGACUGUUCCCGUCGUAGUAAAAAGGGCACAUGUACAAAUGAUCCGCGAACCAGAACUGCUUUGUCCAGGUUCCUCGUUGUUACACAAGGGCCUAGGUUCCUUAUUGCGACACAACAAGUCGCCGCGACGCUGAGAGUUUCUAGUUGAUGGGAAUCACAAAACUGUCAAGGUUCGUAUUGGACUGUCUGCUAACGCUCCUGUGUGUCGCGGAAAUACGUCGGGCACACGCACAUACGCACUUUUGUUUUCCGAGGAAAGCAGGAAAGGAAAGCGUUUUUGCGCGAGGGCAGUUGCGCUAACGCAAGAAAGCGGGACUUUCAGGUUUCCUUGUUGGUUCUCGGGCAAACAACUCCGCCGAAGUCAAGCAAUCCAGUCCGCUUCUCAGAGAAGUCCGAGCACCACGUCGACUUCGUCGGAGUCUCGCGGCCGCCGCCUCUCCUGACACAAGCGUCCACCGUCAACCUCUCGUCUUUUUCGUUCCUUCUCGUGUGAAUUCUUCCUUAUCCCCUUCAGAGAAUCAAGAUGGCCAGCUCUUCGGCUGCGCCUGCUGGCCCCGGCUCGCACUCUGAGGCUUCUUCGGGGGACGCAAAGGGCGGAGAGACUUGCUACUGCUCGCUGUUGAAUUUUCUGCUCAUGGUCGGAGAGCUGAAGAAACUGAAGAGGACUGGCUGGAAGCUCUCUGGAGUUCGCGGUCCAGAGAGCGUCGCCGAGCACUCGUUUCGCGCGGGAAUCUGCGCCUUCCUGAUUGGAACUGAUCCGCAAUCUUCCAAAUUGAUUCGCGAAAACAAGCUGGACAGAAACAAAUGUAUCAAGAUGGCCCUCGUCCACGACCUUGCCGAGGCUCUCGCAGGCGACAUCACACCGCACUGUGGUGUAUCUGCAGAGGCAAAGAGAAAACAGGAACGUGAGGCACUCGAGAAAAUUCUACGGCCUCUCCCUGCGUCCGCAGGCUCGUCUUUUCUUUCCUGUGACCAGUGCAGAACACCCGCGACCAGCAAGCAGGGAGCGGACGCGAUUCCUCCGGCGCUCCCAGUUGGCGAGGAAAUUCUUUCUCUCUGGGAGGAGUACGAAGAAGGAACUACGGAGGAAGCGAAAUACGUGUUUGACAUCGACAAGUUUGAAAUGAUUCUCCAAGCUUUCGAGUACGAGUCGGAUCCCUCUCAGGAAGGGCCGUCCAGUGGGCCGUUUUACCACAGGGCGCAGGAAGAAACAGAAGAGAAAGAGCACCAGCACCACACAGAAGCCGCGGCAGAGGAGAACGGCUCCAGGAAAAGAAGACGGCUGUACAUGCCAUCCUUCUACAGGUCAACAGAGAAUGUGUUUCGCAGUGACCUUUUCAAAAGCCUGGAUUUCGUUCUCAGAAACCGAAGAGGAACGCUCCCGCAAGUGCAGAGGGCCGCCAAGCUGGAGGCUCAGAACCAACAAGAUGCGGGAAAAUAAAAAGUAUUAGUCGGUUGCAUGUGGAGAACUCAGGCAUUUUCAAAUUGUCUAAAUGCAGCAAUGAGUCGACGUUGGAGAUUGAGGGGUGUUGCACUGGAAUCCCGAAAACAAGUCUUGCGCGUUUGCCUCACGGCAACGCGACAGAAAAGAGAACCAACAGCCAGAGUGCCCUCGCACAGACGCAGGGAGAAGCACCAGACAAGACAUAGAUUUGUACUUGUACGCACGCGUUAUGACCUUUUCGUGGAGGGUGUAGCAGCCUUCUGGCUGGUCCUCUUGGCAGCUGAGGCAAACCAUAUUGGAUCGGUUCUGCCACAAUUUUCAUCGCUACUCUCUGAACCACCGAGACUGCGUUGACCACUGAGGCACGUCGUGAGAGAAACCACAUCAGAUACAUGCCAGCCCAUCAUCUGCUUCAGCAGUAUGCGCCUCACAGGGUCUUACUAAUGCUGGCAGCAUGCGAAUGGUCGAUAUGGCCCUGUUUUCGGAGUUGCCGCUGAGGAACGACAUCAAGUGUCUCAGGACUACAAAGUACAUGCUGCAUCACAAAUGAUGGACAUGACGACCGAAUAAUCUGGUGAAUCUCGAUAGUGUCGUAUCAUGUCACUCCAACCACUCAGUUCCUUUAGGUUGUAUCUGUUCUUUGUCCAAGCCACAAGUCUUAUGUCCCUGUGCUCCUGCAUUCUGUGUUCCAUAUCCAUAGUCCUAUACUGACGUACUCAAGUGUGACGGUGUGGUUACCUCCGUGUUCAUUGUCCCGGAACCACCGGUUCUAGUUUAAAAUAUUGUCACUCGUGUCUUCAAGGGUGUCCGGUGGAACUGUAACGAACGGACAUACGGCAUUGUUGUAAGAGCCCUUCCGAC
Messenger RNA from Toxoplasma gondii ME49, 2554 nucleotides. RefSeq lists its product as hypothetical. The transcript has 4 exons. Bases 773 to 1690 code for a protein of 305 amino acids. The record is from RefSeq and is a predicted model, not a curated record. Lineage: Eukaryota; Apicomplexa; Conoidasida; Eucoccidiorida; Sarcocystidae. Gene Ontology annotation, molecular function: 5'-deoxynucleotidase activity. Gene Ontology annotation, cellular component: cytoplasm.